Molecule: messenger RNA, 514 nt
Organism: Drosophila navojoa
Lineage: Eukaryota; Metazoa; Arthropoda; Insecta; Diptera; Drosophilidae
Biological process (GO): septate junction assembly
Cellular component (GO): plasma membrane
Source: RefSeq, a predicted model, not a curated record
GUCUUUACCUAUGUUCCUCAGCUGAUUCUGUCUUUAACUAUGUUCCGUGUGAGUUUGUCUGUUCCGUCGUUCCGUCGUUCCGUUGUUCCAUUGUUCCAUUGUCCAUUCGUUCGUGCCUGAUCCAGUAUUUUAAGCGCUAAUCGCAGAUCUUCACGGCAAGCAUUAUCAUAUUGAUCGAGAGCGUGACGGAUCACGGCUAUAGCAGCCAGGCGAUGCUCGUCUGUGGAACGCUAACCGGCUACCUGAUCAUAUGCACUGCACUGAGCAUAGGCCACUUGCUGGGCGCCCAGCUGGACAAGCGCAUCGAUAUACUCUUCACGGUCGCCGGCUGUGUGCUGUUCGUGUCGACGGGCGCCACCAUAUUCGAUCGCUGGAUGCACCGCGUCGAGCUGGCCAGAGACAAGAACACCAUCCUGGCCUCUGGAGUGCUCUGCUUUGUCACCGCCGCCUUUUUUAUCGCUGACACAUUCGUCAUAUUUCAUGCCCAAUAAACGUUCGACAAAUUCCAACAAUG